This is a messenger RNA of Penicillium brasilianum, 4887 nucleotides long. The record is from the annotation of a GenBank genome assembly. NCBI's taxonomy places the organism in Eukaryota, Fungi, Ascomycota, Eurotiomycetes, Eurotiales, Aspergillaceae.
CUUACCUUCACUUUCUUGUUUUCCUUGGUCAGCUCGCGACAGAGUUUCUCCAGCUUGUCCUUCAUGGUCACAGUUUUGUUUAGCUCCGAUUUUCCUUUUUCUUGAUCCUUCUGCAGCUGAUCCGCGCGCUUCUUGCUCUUGGAAUAAUCCCGAUCCAGCUUUUUCAUGUCAGCUAAUAGCUCGGUGUACUUUUUGUGGACGGUCUCCAGGCGGGUCAUUGGGGAUUCCAUGGUGUUUAGAAGUUGGUUUAGGUCGCGGGUCGCCUUCUUCACUUCACGCUCUGUAUAGUGGAUAUAAGUUAGCUAUAUUCAGCCUUCCUAGACCAGGUGCGGAGCCGCGAUACGCCGAUAGAAGCAGAACUACGACAUAGACACGUAUGCAUAGAAUAUUUACGCACCUAUCUCUUGUUCCUGAUCCUUUUCCCCCGCCGCAUCUUGCUCCAGUUGAGAGAUCUUGGCCGCGAGUAAUUUGGACGUCUCGUUGGGGUCGGCAACUUUCUUCCCCUUGUUCUUCUUCGCAAUAGAGGUGGUCGACAUGGUGGGCGGUUGCCUGGGAAGACCACACGUCUAACACGUCUAAGUUGGUCUUCAAAUGGGUUUGCGGUGGUCGUGUGGGCAGUCAAGAGGCCGAAAAAUUGUGCAAUGCCGCAAUUCGGAUACACGGUCGAAAAGAGGGAGGGGUGCGUUCAAUCGGACUGCGGGGAAGGCAGACAAGGCGUGACCCCAGAGGUAAGGCGGGCUCGGUCGAGAGAUCACCUCGGGGUCAACUGUGUGAGGCUCGUAGCGCUACUUGAGGUGAGUUGUAACUUAUGGUUCCUUCUAACGGUCUUCGCAGAACUCGACGAGGGGAUCCUUAGUCAUCGAACCAGCCGCACCGAGCAGACUGGCCAGCCACGGACUUCUUUACCCUCGAACUGGAUGGACAAAUAUCGCUGCUAGUUGUGCAAGGGGCAGUUGGAUUUGAAUUAAGGAGAGUCUCAUGAAUCUGUAGGCUCCUUUUGCUGGUGUAGGUAGUAGUUGCAGUCACCAGGGCGCCACUGAAUUCCCCCAAUUGGAUGACAUAAGCCCCGGUGUCCUCGGUCCGAUCCAUCUCGUUACAGCAUUUGCAAUCUUCAAACUUCCGGCUUUGUUCGACGUUCUCAACACAAAAGGCACGCACUGUUAUUGAAAUAGCCGUGGGUAUUUUGAUUCUGACUGCGAUGAACACUUGCCAAGUGUGCUGAACCUACCACCUUACUAUGCUACGCUCCACUCUGGGCCUGGGCAGAGCCCGGGUCCCGUCUUUGCGACAACCGGUUCCUGGCCGUUUUUCCAGACUAACUUCGGUGGUUCCACGGCCAUUUGGAGCAACGAGACUGGCAUCUACGAUUACUGACCUUGAAAGCUUCCCUGCCGUCGGUGAGAAGCUUCAUGGAUUUACCGUUCGGGAGAAGAAGCAUGUUCCGGAGCUCCACCUGACUGCAGUGCGGCUCACCCACGACAAAACCGAUGCGGACUACCUUCAUGUGGCUCGGGAUGACAAGAACAAUGUCUUUGGUAUUGGUUUCAAGACCAAUCCUCCUGAUGCGACGGGUGUACCGCAUAUUCUAGAGCACACUACCCUUUGUGGAAGUGAGAAGUACCCGAUUCGCGAUCCCUUUUUCAAGAUGCUUCCACGCUCCCUCUCAAACUUCAUGAAUGCGUUCACCUCUUCCGACCACACCACAUACCCUUUCGCGACAACCAACUCCCAAGAUUUCCAAAACCUUCUUUCUGUAUACCUCGAUGCAACACUCCACCCCCUUCUUAAGGCAGACGAUUUCCGACAGGAAGGCUGGCGUUUGGGUCCUGAAGAUCCACGUGCUUUCCUCCCGGUAGAAGGACAACCGGAGAAGAAGGCCGAACUGGAAGACAUUGUGUUCAAGGGCGUCGUUUACAAUGAGAUGAAGGGCCAGAUUUCGGAUUCCAACUACCUCUACUACAUUCGUUUCAAGGAGAGCAUUAUCCCGGCUCUUAAUAACUCAGGUGGCGACCCAGAGUAUAUCACGGACCUCACGCAUCAGCAGUUGUCGGAGUUCUCGAAGCGCAACUACCACCCAAGCAACUCCAAGAUUUUAACUUAUGGAGAUAUGCCUCUUGCCCGUCAUUUGGAACAGAUUGGAGCUGUCUUGGAAAGAUUCAACAAAGGAGACGCUGACACCGAAGUGAAGCUGCCUCUUGAUCUGAGCCAAGGCUUGAACGUCACAGUACCUGGACCUGUCGACACCUUUUCGAGCGAGGAUAAGCAACACAAGACAUCCACAUCUUGGUAUAUGGGGGAUUCGACAGAUACCGUCGAGACCUUCUCCGUUGGAAUCAUUUCCUCUCUGUUACUGGAUGGCUAUGGCUCACCCAUGUAUCGGGCUCUGAUUGAAAGCGGCCUGGGCUCCUCCUUCACCCCCAACACCGGCUUAGAUUCCUCCGGCAAGGUCCCGAUCUUCUCCGUCGGUGUCACAGGUGUCAGUGAAGCGGAGGCUCCUACUGUCAAAGAAGUGAUCCAGAAGGCUUUCCAGGAGUCUGUCCAGGCUGGCUUUAGCGAAGAGAAGGUUCGUGGCUUCCUCCACCAGCUGGAGCUCUCUCUCCGUCAUAAGACCGCGAACUUUGGCAUUGGGGUUAUGGAGAAGACCAUCUCGUCCUGGUUCAACGGUGCCAACCCAAUGAAGGAGCUGGCUUGGAACGACGUUAUUGAGGAGUUUAAGAGGAGGUAUGAGAAGCCUGGCUAUCUGGAAUCUCUAGUGGAGAAGUACCUUCUUAAUGAUCGUUGUAUGACGUUCACGAUGGUUGGAUCUCCGACUUUCAAUAAAGAGCUUGAUCAGAAAGAGGUUGUGCGCAAGGACAAGAAGCUCGCUCAACUCAUUGAGGAGCAUGGCUCAGUUGAAAAGGCUGUGGCUAAUCUCACCGCUGCAGAGCUUCAGCUGCUGAAGGUUCAGGAAGACGCUCAUAACGCCGAUUUGAGCUGUCUUCCCACCCUGCGAGUGAAGGACAUCUCCCGCGAGAAGGAGCGUAAGCCGGUGCGCGAGUCGAAGGUUGACGAUACGGAAGUUGUCUGGCGUGAGGCUCCCACCAAUGGUUUGACCUAUUUCCAGGCUGUCAACGCUUUCCAGGAUCUUCCAGAUGAAUUGCGACUCUUGUUGCCGCUUUUCAAUGACUGUGUCAUGCGUUUGGGCACCGCAAACCGCUCAAUGGAACAGUGGGAGGAUCUCAUCAAACUGAAGACCGGUGGCAUCUCCACUUCGUCCUUCCUCGUUUCUUCUCCCACUCAGCUCGACCAGUUCAAGGAAGGAAUGCAGUUCUCUGGCUUUGCCCUGGACAGCAACAUCCCCGAGAUGUUGGACAUGCUCUCUACCCUGGUUACGGAGACUGAUUUCUCAAGCCCCGCCGCUCCUGCUAUGAUUCAAGAACUCCUGCGCUUGACCACUAACGGAGCUUUGGAUUCCGUUGCCUCGACCGGUCACCGUUUCGCUGUGAAUGCCGCCGCGGCCAAUCUCUCCCGGAGCUUGUGGAUCCAGGAGCAACAAUCCGGUCUGGAGCAGUUGCAGGCUACUGCAAACCUUCUCCGUGACGCGGGGACCUCUCCUGAGCGUCUGCAGGAGUUGAUUGAUAAGUUGCGCCUAAUCCAGUCGUUUGCAAUCUCACGGUCGUCUAGCCUCCGCGUUCGUAUGGUCUGCGAGCCAGAGAGUGCUUCCCAAAAUGAGUCCGUCCUGCAGAAGUGGUUGUCUGGAUUGCCACAGGUCUCUUCGCCACGUGCAUCCACCGCGCCAUCAUUCAAGUCUGUUGACAAGGCUUUCUAUGAUCUCCCCUACAAGGUCUACUACUCUGGUCAGGCUACUCAGACUGUCCCAUUCACCGACCCGGCUAGCGCACCCCUUACCGUACUAUCGCAGAUGCUCACUCACAACUACCUCCACCCCGAAAUUCGGGAGAAGGGCGGUGCUUACGGAGCGGGUGCUAGCAACGGUCCACUCAAAGGCAUCUUCACCUUCAUGAGUUACCGAGAUCCUAAUCCUUUGAACUCGUUGAAGGUCUUCCAGAACAGCGGUAUCUUCGCCAGGGAUCGCGCUUGGUCUGAGCGUGAGAUCGAGGAGGCCAAGCUCGGCAUCUUCCAGGGCCUGGAUGCUCCAGUCAGUGUUGAUGACGAGGGUGCUCGCUACUUCAUGAGCGGUGUCACCCACGAGAUGGACCAGCGCUGGAGAGAGCAGGUUCUGGACGUCACCACCAAGGAUGUGAACGAAGUUGCUGAUCGUUUCCUGGUGAACGGCUCGCGCAAGACAACCUGCGUCCUUGGCGAGAAGAAGGACUGGGCUGACUCUGAGUGGGAGGUUCGCAAGCUUUCCAUGGGUCAGCCAGACGAUGCUCCGGCUGCUUAGAAGGCCGACCCUUGUCUCUCUCAAUACCAUGUAUUGAUUGGCAUCCACCGAGGGAAGUGAUUCACUAUAUACCCCGCUCAUUCUCCCGUGUAUUUCUACUCACUCUUGCAUUGUCCCAACUCUUUUGCAUCUUCUUGUACAUAAAUGUAUACUAUAUGACCUGCAUGAAACCCCGGUCACUAUCUCUUUUCCUUUUCCUUGCCUUUUUGGUCCCACACCUCUUCACACCGCGCUAUCAAGAUCUAUACGUGCUUUCAAGCACCGGAGCUUUUUCUCACGUCUUCAACCAGUCAUCCCCAUUGAUUGAAAGAUGUGGCAUUCUAUUACCUCAGGUAGUGGAUGCAUGCGCAAGAACAAUGAGAAUGUGAACCCGUGAGGUACACUUCUCAUCUCCGUUUUUCGGAACCGCCCUGAACACACUUUCAGCCUACGCAGGGCGGACUAAAAACGCGAGUACAUGAACGAUAGAAUUUCCAAAUAAUAGACAUCAUUUUAUUCAGCAA